AACGCAGGCGCAGGCAGGGAAUCGCUGUGCCGAUAUGUCAACUAUGUAGUGUAAAUCGUGAACUGUGAAAAUCGCUGUAAGCUGUGUGGGGUCGAUUACAAUGUGCACGAGCCUUCGACCGUGCACGCAACGCGUCUUUUGAGGUUGUGAUGGCGGCAACGCAGGUGGUUCGCUGAAACGAAACGUAUGCAGCUGGCCACAACUGUGAAUGUGACGGGUUGCCCCAGAAAAGGAGCUGCGCUUUCACCUACGCACAGUGCCACGUGCUGUCGUUGCUGCUGGCGUCGGGAUGUAAGAGCGCCCGUAUUGUGGAGUGUUCUCCGGAAACUACUGUAGUCCCAGUAGCAAGGGAACCAUGGAUGCACGCGAGCGCACACUCUACAUGGCCACUUUCGGUGUCGUGGCCGCAGGAUUGAUGCUGUUGCGGCUCCGGCGCAAGCGCCAAGAGCGUCGGAUGCGGGCGUUGCAACAGCGCAAUCGCCGUCUCGUGGCCCUCGUCGCUGCUCAGAAGUCUCCUACUCCAGAGCCGAGGUCUCCGCGGAGAACGGGACCGGGGCUCGGUGGUCGUGGCGGCGGCGUCGCAGGCGGCCGCCGACGUCGCCUCUGGACUCGAGUGCGUAGCGACAACUUCUGGCAGCACGUCAUCUCCAACGACUUCAGCGCGCAGGACUGGCUCCACAACUUUCACUUGAGCCGGGCCACUUUCGAGCACGCCUGCGACCUGCUGCGCGACCACAUCGCGACCCAGGACACGGCCUGGAGACCCGCGACGCCCGUCGAAAAGAAGGUGGCGGUGUUCCUCUGGCGCCUUUCGAACAACUGCCACUACAAGGUCCUCAGCCAGCUGUUCGGCGUAGGCCGCUCCUCGGCGUGCCUGAUCCUCAAGGAAGCCAUCCAGGCCAUCAUACUGCACGUCAUGCCGCGGGUCAUCAAGCCCUGCGAGAACACGCCCAGCUUCUUCGAGGAAGUCUACGGACUUCCAGGUUGCCACGGCGUAGUCUGCUCCACUUACAUCCCCGUCAGCCCGCCCAACUACGUCAAGGCCGAGUAUGCAGUGCCGGGCCAGCCGGACGUAUACGCCUGCCUGCUUCAGGUCGUGGUCGGUCGUGAUGGCCAGAUCACAGCGGCUAGAGCUGGUCAGACCCCCAACCGCCCGGGUAGGCUGGAGGACUGGGCAUUCGUGUCCGAACUCACUGCCCCCGAACAGGACGCGCCAUCCUCUUCGGCCGACCCCAGGACUCCCGGUUCCUUCGCGUACCUCGUGGCAGACCCCUCGUUCCCACUUCGACCCGAAGUCUUGAAGCCGUAUGACUUCGCAGCCACCAAGCCGCAGAGGACAUAUAACAGCGCCCUGAAUGGAGCCAUCGGCUACGCCUCGCAGACUGUUCUGAAACUAAAGGCUCGCUGGAAGUGCCUGGCGGCCAAGUAUGAGGGAGACCUGAGCAGCGUGGGAGACUUGGUGCUGGCCUGCUGCGUGUUGCACAACAUCUGCGAAGCCAAGGGGGAUCGCUUUGAUCCGCGCUGGGCGGAAGGCCUCACCGCUACUCAUCCAGCAUCGUGCCAACUGUCUAUGGUCUCGGAUGAGCUGCUCAACAAGGCCAGGAUCAAGAGGGACGCUCUGGCCAUCAAGUUGGCAACCAGAGACGUCUAAGUCACCACCUUUGCAUGAUGAAAUGACAUGGCCCGACAAAGAUAUAGCCAGGGGCAGAAUAGCUGCCCUGUCUAAGAACUGGCUAACCUCCCUGUCUUUCUACUCGUUUCUUCCUCUCCUCUCCACUGGCAGGAAGUUGACCAAAGAGUUUUGCAUAAACAGGCCUCAUGUUGCACAUGAUUUCACACUGAAAGUUGUGCAGCCCGAUGUGCAUAUGGGAACGCAAGAAAUCCUCAAGUUUUAAUAUUUAAUGUGACAGAGCAGGGGAGUAGAACUUUCUGCUGGCCAUGUGCAGCAGUCAAAAUUGAUAGGCGGAUUUCAUCCUACUCAUUUGAAGUUUCUCUUGUACAGGAGAUCGAAACAUCACUCUCAACAGGCACCCAGGACGUGGGACUGUAUUUGAAGAGUGAAACUGAUAACAGCUGUAAUAGCUCUUGUCAGUUUGACUUUUACCACUUUGCUGCAUGUAGACACGCUGAGUCAUUCAGAUGUCCUGAUCCCACACAUUGUAAAUUGCAUUAAUGUGAAGCAAGAUUCACAAACAGCAUACAUCAAGGCCCUUGUUGCCAUGUUUCAGAGAGCAUCAGCUUAUGUUUGACUCUCAUUAUCCAAGCAUUAUUCAAGACAUGGGUGUUCUCGGAUUGUAUGGAUGGCUACGACUCCCUGGACAGAAAGUUUGGCACACUAUGUACACAUGUCCUGCUGCACUUGAAAGCAUCCGCACUGAAGCAAAAGAGCUACCAAAGCAUGCAGUGAAACUGGGAAUAAGAUAUAGUUGAAGAGACCUACGCUGAAUUGAUGCUUGCAUGGGCGGAAGCUCAAAUAGGAUACAGGCUCUGCUGCAGUCUAGGUUAGCAGUGAUUUAAUAAGUUUAAUUGUAAACAAAAAGUUGCAAAGUAUUCCUAAGCAUAUUUUCAUGAGAUGAGAACUCAAAGGAAUUUCUUGUGAAGUGCAUCAAGUACUCCUGGGUGCUCUCUUCCUUCCCUUUGAGUUGGGACUUCUCCUUACGCUGUGCGGGUUUCCCUCUUCUGUGCCGUGGCUUCAAGUGAUUACUGCGGCAUAGCGGAGUGCACGGCGAGUGUCACUGCAGUGACGCCAGCUGGGUGUGUGCUCUUGCCAACCCAACCAAGAAACACAGCCGGGGGGCGCCAAUGGUGAAAGAGGUCAUGUGCUUUCCAGGCACAAAUUUUGCGGACACCGCCUGGGUGUGUGUGCUCUUGCCAAGCCAGCCAAGAAAAAUGUGGUAUUCGUUGUGUGUUUGUUUACAAAUGAUUCUAUGUGAAGUUGAGAAAGUACCAACAUUUGACAUCAUCUCGUGAAGCACAUCGAGGGCAUCGGCAUUACUUGCCAUGAACUGCCUGCUUCCUUGCGUCACCGUUGUUACAGGCUUGUUGCUGGUGAAAAUGAGUGAUGCGCUCUUUGGAUCAGAAUAAAGUGGUGACGUGCGCCUGUGGGUAACUGUUGCAUGUUGUCAUGGCCAACGCUGGGGCUACCGAUAGGCCUGGAGAAGACAAGGGAUUGUUUCUUGAAAUUUGUGGCGUGCUCGCGGCUUUUAGCGCUACCACGUUUGGCAUUGUUGAUUGUGACAGAAUUCUGAACUCAGUGUGCGCGUUUACUUGAAAUGUUAAAAAAUUAUAUCUGAGGUGGUUUAGGGGCCUUUUAAGUGUCACAACCAUUACAAAAGGCUAUGCCGCAAUUUGUAAGCAGUAGCAGCAGCAGUAUCAACAACAGCCUUUUAUCUCAUCAGCAGCCACGCGCGCAGCUACGUAGGUGCGCGCAUUGCAUUUGCAUAGUUUAGCAUCCGGUCAACUAUUCCACAGUUGAAUAUCAUCAUCGGCAAUGGCAGCAUCAGCAGCGGCCUUCCAUCGCACAAUGAGUUGCGUGUGCAGCCAUGAAGUUUCAAGUGUUGCGUGGCAGGUACAAAAAAUUUCAUCGGGUGAACUGUGUAACUGGGUACCUGAAAGCUGCCCGCACAUUACAAAAGGCUUGUCCAUGAUUUGUCAUCGUCACGUUAAGCAGCAUCAAGAACGUUGCCUUGCAUUUGUGGGGUAUAACACUGUGUGUGAGGCCAUAUAAAUUGUGUAACAGGUAGGUGCCCUAAAGCUACCCAACCAACACGAAGGCUCUGCCACAGUUCAUCACCGGCUGUCCAGCCAUAGUCUUUGCAUUGGCUUUGCUAACACUGGUGCAUUGAAAUUGAAGCUACUCGCUCAUUACAGACUAUGCCAUAAUUUAUCAACGGUAGCCUGGUUAUAGCUUUCUUUGUGACAGCUAGUGCAGGAACUUUCAUAGCCUCAACAGCAGUGAGAUGCCAUGACUCUUGUUUGCCACGAUCUCGCCAUUGUCUUAAGUGGAAUUUUUUUUAUAAACAACAAAGUGUGCAUAGUGGGAAACUGAAUACCCUUCGCAAUGUACUGACACUGGUUAAAUAGUGAAGCAGAUUAUUGUUAACAUGCUAGAUGAAACUUUGGCAACUGUUUUUUUAUUGCAUCUGAACGUAACGCUAGACACAGCCAAAAAGUAACGCAUUCGCAGACAAGUUAAACCGUGUAAUUAUGCAAGUCAAUCCUUUUCUUUUUAAGUGGUACAUUUUUGGAUCACUUAAAAUGGGAUGCCAGGAAAAAUAGUGUGCGAAACAGGAUGGGAGCAAAUGCAACUGAAGGGGCCUCUGGCUUGAAACGGGAUGCUUAUUUUGUCUGAAUAUGAGAACGAAAAACUUAAAGCAUGCAAGAGGAUGCAACAUGCACCAAACCAGCUUUUGGUAUAGCCAAUGGUAAAAGUCUUGAAAUUUACUGUCAUGAAGAGAUGCAAGUGAUUGGUCACGCACAAAAUAAAUGCUCUCUUGCAAGUCGGUGCCUUGAUGUAGCAUCGUUCAUCUUGUUGCCUGCACCGUUCUAACAUCGAAGCUGUUAAAGCUGGCAGUAAGACGUCUGUUAACAGAAAACACCUGCACUAAAAAUAGCCAAGCCGCCACCACCGAGCCAUUGCCAUAGCAACCGCCACAGUUUUGCCACAGGACAGUGAUUUCAACACAUUCAGAGUGGCAAGCUUUGCAUGUAUUCCGGAUGCGCCCGUCACUUUGUCUUGGUUGCCACUUCUUCGGCCAAGCACGCUGGAUCCGAUCACCGCCGGCGUUGUGAUUCCCGUGCUGCAGCACAAGGAGCUGAGGAUCAACCAGCCUCGCUGUGCCAAGCUUUGUGUAACUUAGUGCAAACCUUUUUUUUUUCAUAGUCAUCCUCUCAGCAUUGUCAUUACCACCACACACUACACAGCAUGGAAAUGUUGGGCACCAGGAAAUUUCAAAUGAAUAUAUGUAAUGACUGCUCUUCAUUUGUUCAUUUUGCCUUACGUUAUCCUUGCCACUGUCAUUGCAGAAAUGAGUGAAGAAUGAUAAGAAUUCUGGGUGAAAAAAAAGGUUGUGCAAAAUGGCGCACAUCACGCGUUGUACAGAAUGACGCUCAAGAAGUGUAUUUAACAUCAUGUGGCGCAGUAUUAUAGUCCUGGAAUUUUCGUGUGUGAGAAAUAAAUGGCCUUGAUGAAAACCUUCGUCUUGUCAAAUGUCAAAACGUAGGCUCCUUCAGACUGCUUCAGGCUUCAGAGACAGCUUCAGACUGAACGAGAACAUGUUGAAAAAUAUGUUGUCUUUUAUUAUCAGGCAUUCCUCCACACAGUGGCAUUGCCAUAUGUACAUGUGAAAUCUGUUUGGACAAUUCGCGCAUAGUCUCUGGAAUGUUUUGAAUGAACUCACAAGAAACACACCAUCUUUUUUUUUU
Messenger RNA from Rhipicephalus sanguineus (brown dog tick), 5424 nucleotides. RefSeq lists its product as uncharacterized. The coding region runs from base 356 to 1651 and encodes 431 amino acids. The record is from RefSeq and is a predicted model, not a curated record. The transcript has 2 exons. Lineage: Eukaryota; Metazoa; Arthropoda; Arachnida; Ixodida; Ixodidae.